This is a messenger RNA of Drosophila serrata, 546 nucleotides long. RefSeq lists its product as uncharacterized. The record is from RefSeq and is a predicted model, not a curated record. Lineage: Eukaryota; Metazoa; Arthropoda; Insecta; Diptera; Drosophilidae.
AUGUUUUCUACGGGAACUAUAUUAUUUUUGCUGGUUAUAUUAAUCUUCGAUAUAACCCAGAUCAGCUCGAAGUUUGAGUUCACCAAUAUUAAAUGCAGCUCCAAGGACAAGAACUUUGUCGAAUUCGAGUAUUGUUACAUAAAAUCCGUGAAUCGCAGCUACAAGUAUAUAUCAAUGAAGACUCGCUUGCGCAGUUUGCCCAUUAAUGAGGCAACGGCAAGACUUCAGAUCCUGCGAAGGUUUCGCUCCUUUAUGCCCAUAACCAUGAAUGUCACUGUCGAAAUUUGCAAAUUUAUGACCGACAAGAAGAGUAUAUUUAAUCCGAUGCUUGAGCUCUUCAAUGAUGCCACCAAAAAAUACACCAACUUGAACCACACCUGUCCGUAUGAUCACGAUAUAGUGAUAGAUAAGCUACCCACCCACUAUCUAAAUCAACAUUUUACCAAUGUCCUGCCCCUGCCGCCAGGAGAGUACGCCUUCCAUAGCAUAUGGCUCAUCAAAGGCAUCGAACGAUACACUUUCAUGAUAUAUGGCACUAUAUCAUAG